AUGAUCCCUUUUGCCCACAAGGGCAAGAGCAAACGUCCCAAGUUUCUGUUCCAGCUCAAGAUCUCUGAACUCACCAACAUUCCUCAAAGCUCAGGGUAUUGUUUUGUGAAAUGGCACUUCAAAGAUGGCACCGGAACUACAAGCCACUCGAUAGUACCAUCGCCAUCUUCGCCUUCGUCAACGUCGCAAGAUGGUACGCAGGCGAUUCGUUCCAGCUCCCAAAGUCGUGGAUCCACGCCGCGGGUGCUUGUAAAACACCAUCGUGCUCUUUGGGACUACACAUUGCCUAAGCCCGUGCUAGUAAAGCUCACAACGGACAAAAAUCGGGUUUUGCAACACAAGGAACUGGUAUUGGAAGUGUAUUUUGAAUUCUUAGAGCCUGUGGGACAAGCUGCCAACGAGCGUGCUGGUACCUCAGCAGGAAGUGCAGCCGAGUCAGCCAACUCCAAUUCCAAUAGUGUGUAUACGCAAAAAGUGUCUCGUAAGGUACUUCUUGGUGUGGUUGAAGUGAACGUAGCAGAGUACAUCAAUCGUGAACAGCGUCAAAUUCCUAGCCGAUUUUUACUUCAAAAAUCCAAAGUCAAUUCCAUCUUGAGCCUUGCAAUUCAAAUGGAACUUGCACGCGGCAGUUUUAGUGAUUUCGAGCCCUCACAAUUUUCCAAUUCGGGUCAGUUGCCCAACACUUUCCGGAACGGCAUUACAGAAGUAUUCGACACAUCUUCCGAUUUCAGUUCUCCAAUCUCAUCUACUUUCACACCGAACGGUGCCAGUGCUAGUAGCCCCACGAAGAAAACUGCAGACGGACAGACAACUUUCCCCAUCACCAUCAAUAAUCCAUUUGUCGAUAAAUUAUAUCAGAGAACUUUCCAAGUACCGUGGGAUCCACGGCCGGGCGAAUUGAAUCCUAAAGAGUGUGUCGAAGAUAUUCUUGAUGGUGGUGAUGGAUGGGCAAAGAAUGAAAAGGGCGUCAAUUUGAUAGACAUUGAUGCCUUGCAUCUAGCUGAGCUGGAGAAAAGCUACGACGAAAGUCAAAGACAUAUACCGAUGGACAUGAACCAUGGAGAGUUUGACCGCCGCGCAUUCGUAGAGCGAAGGGUCGGGGUCGAAAGCCAUACUAGUACACAGAAAAGAGGUGUGGGUGAUCGUAAACCCCUCAACGCUUCGAGCAGUUCACUAGCAGAAGAGACUCCUGACAACGUGGAGUCCUCGUAUUUCAAAAGUUGGACAAUCAACAAGAUACUCCCGUAG
Molecule: messenger RNA, 1248 nt
Organism: Lachancea sp. 'fantastica'
Lineage: Eukaryota; Fungi; Ascomycota; Saccharomycetes; Saccharomycetales; Saccharomycetaceae
Source: the annotation of a GenBank genome assembly